This is a messenger RNA of Canis lupus familiaris (dog), 2182 nucleotides long. Its product is annotated as coiled-coil domain-containing protein 144B-like. The transcript is spliced from 7 exons. The coding region runs from base 229 to 1638 and encodes 469 amino acids. The record is from RefSeq and is a predicted model, not a curated record. NCBI's taxonomy places the organism in Eukaryota, Metazoa, Chordata, Mammalia, Carnivora, Canidae.
CCUAAUGAAGCAGUCGCAACGAGUGAUAAACAAACACCCAGAUCAGAUUUGUCAUCAGAACCAGACUUAGAAGUGGCAUCACAGCAAAAGCAAGAGCAAGAAAGGCCUGAUAAAAGUGAAAAUAACCACCCCCAGGAUAAAGUUAUUUUACAAACAUGUAUCCUGGCUGAAAAGACAUCUGAAAGCCAAACCAAGCAAAUUAACAUUCCACUUGUGCAACUGCAAAAUAUGGCUCGAGAACCAGAAAUGAAUAUGGAAUGUGAUAGACACGGUGAUAGAUCUGUACAUUCAGAACAUCCUCGUGUGCACAAGAAGUAUGAGGAGAUACAGAUGAAACAAGGCAAAUUAGAUUGGAAAAAUAAUGUGAAACGCAUGAGCAGAGAGUUAAAGCAGAAGAUUGGUAAAACUUGUGAAAAGUACCAAAUUAUUACUCAUCCUAAGUUAGAACAACUACGUGGUAAUUCUAAAGAAGCAGACGUAAAGGAAAUACCUCCUAAUGUGACAAAAGUUACACUUGAUUGUGAGGAAAAAGAUGAAUUGGGAGUGUCUGUCUCUGUAGUACCUCAGGCCUUUCCUGAACAAAAAGAGCCUAGUCUCGAAAAUGCUAUUCUCUCUCAUUCAUACUCUGGGUCCCCAGACUAUGCUUGCCAGUCAUCUUCUAAGCUCUCUUCCCAUGAAAAUGAUAACAAACCAGGUGAGCAUGUUUUUAACAAAAAUGAGAGUCUUGAUAGCGAUCCAGAAAAUAAAAAACUAAGGAACCCACUAGUUACAUUUGAAGUGAAAGAAGACCAAGAGUUUGACAUGCAGAUGGCCAAAAGUUUGAACCAAAAUACCACCAAUAGUAAAUUAGACACUGGAUAUAUCCCUCCGUAUAGUGACCCAGAAAGCCUUUUUGAUUUGCGGCUUGCCCACUCCAAUGUGGCGAAACAAAUGAUUCAGAAGAAAAGGCAUGAUACUUCUGCUAUUACAAACACUUACAAGAAAACAAAACCAAUACAAGACUCUUUCCAGAAGCCAUUAGAUGCAGAUAAUGACAGUACUAAUAACUAUAAAACUACGGAACCUGCAUUAGAAAAUGUGAGUUCUUCACCACGUCCUUUCAGAACAUCAAAAGUAUAUCAAAAAGAAGAAUUACAGCAAGAUAUGCAAAAUCUGCAAAGGUUUAAGAAUGAGAAAGGCAUGUUACAAGUAGAACUCCUGGCUUUGGAAAAAGAGAAAGUUGAACUUCAAAAAGAGACUGGAAAAGAAAGGAAGCAGCACACGAGUAAUAAAAUGGAAGGAGCAGAAAACAUAUAUGAUGCUGCUGCUGCUGCUGCUCCUGUUCUUGGUACUGCUCUUGCUGUUGCUGCUGCUGCUGCUCCUGCUGCUGGACUAAUUCAACAAAGAAAGACUGGAGAAACUGAUAACCACCUGUUUCCUACUACGCAGAAUGAAGAUUCUGAUAGACCUGCAAAGAAAACAUCUAAGGAAAAGAACAAGGUCAAAAAGCAAGUGAAUUCUGCGGAGCAUCUUGAUGAUGAGCAUCUUGAUGACUUAACUCAGUCAUCUGAAGCAGCUUCAGAGGAUUGCAAGUUGCAAUACUCUGAUUAUAAGAGUUCCCUGUUGCUCAUUGAACUUGGCAUGGAUUGUAAAGAAUGACAAGAUGGAAAAACUCACCGCCACAAAGAAAACAAGAGGUAGUACUGACUGCCCAGAACCUAAGCAGCAUGGAUAGAAGGAAGAGGCUGGAGCGAGAGUUCAGAAUAAUGACCAUCAAGAUAAUAGCUGGGCUUAAAAGACACACAGAGGACACUAGAGAAUGCCUUUCUGGAGAAAUAAAACAACUGAUAUCUAAUCAAGUUGAGAUAAAAAAGGCUAAUCUUAGUGAGAUGCGAUAAAAAAUGAAGGUUCUAACUGCUAGGAUAAAUGAGGCUUCACAGAGAAGUAGUGAUAUAGAAGACAAAACAAUGGAGAAUAAAGAACCUGAGGAAAAGCAAGAGAAACAACCACUGGACGAUGACAGGAGAAUUUGAGAGAUGAGUCGUACCACACAGCAAAACAAUGUUAGAAUAAUGGGGAUCCCAGAAAAAGAGGGGAAGGAGGGGGCAGAAGGCAUAUUUGAGCAAAUUAUAGCAGAGAUCUUCCCUCAUCUGGGGAAAGAAACAGGCACUCAAGUGCCAGGAGGCACAGAGAACCUUCCUCA